This is a messenger RNA of Hypoxylon trugodes, 1635 nucleotides long. RefSeq lists its product as uncharacterized. The record is from RefSeq and is a predicted model, not a curated record. NCBI's taxonomy places the organism in Eukaryota, Fungi, Ascomycota, Sordariomycetes, Xylariales, Hypoxylaceae. The transcript has 5 exons. The coding region runs from base 239 to 1351 and encodes 370 amino acids.
UUUACUUUUGUCCUUUUCCAACGGGGGGAGGUACCCGAGAACAAGGAUGAAGUAUGACAGGCUCCUCUUGGAGACGAAACUGCUUACCUACCUGUUAACACAGCCGUAAUUUAACAGGAUAUCCAAUACCAUCUCCGGUCUUUUGAGAGCUGUCAGAAAAAGCGCACCCGUCAAUACUGGUGCUUUUACCACCGAUUUUCGUACCUCGCGACAAAAGAGCGUCUAUCCAGAGCUCACGAUGGCGCUUGCUUUGGGGGCAGUUCAAGUGGCUAUUGUGUCUUUCAUUUUUACUACUUUCUCGAUCAUAGCCCUAGCGCUAAGGCUUUGGUCAAGGCGCAUCCUAAGACUUUCUUUUGUCUUUAAUGAUUAUAUGGCGAUUUUGGCGCUAGCACUCGCUCUCGGUGCCGUGUCGGUCUUCCUUGCAGCCGGCUUCGCUGCAGGUCUAGGAGUUCAUCUAGAUGAAAUUCUAGCAACGAACCCCAAAAUAUUCGCGCUACAUCUCAAGUUAUUCGUUCCCGCGCAGCUGCUUUGGGCUGCGGCAAAUACCUGUGUGAAGCUAUCGAUCCUAUCAUUAUAUACGACGAUAUUUCCGAAAAAGCGAUUUUCCUAUGUGUGCUAUGGGGUAAUGGCACUGUCGAUUGCGUACUUUGUCAGCGUCUUUCUCGAAACCUUUGUCCUCUGCAAGCCCGCGCGAUACAAUUGGGAUAAAUCCAUUCCGGGAGAAUGUAACGGAGAAAAUUCGGCAUACCUCGGCGCGGGCAUCACCAAUCUUCUAAUCGACACGAUCAUUGUGGCGCUGCCAAUGCCUAUGCUUUUCGGCUUACAGAUGUCACUCCCGAAGAAGCUUGGCAUUGCUGGUAUGUUCAGUCUCGGAAUCGUGAUUUGCGUCAUUUCCUUAUUAAGGGUAAUAUGGCUUCAUAAUUGGGACUUGUCAGAUAUGACAUACACCGUAACUCCGGGUGCAAUAUACUCCGUAUUGGAGCCAACGCUGGGGGUCGUAAAUGCCUGCUUGCCCACGAUGAGGCCUGCCCUCAUAAGAAUUUUCGGCAAUGGGUCCUUAAAUUGGUCGAGAAAAGAUGGCUUGGGGACAAACGAUUCUAGUAUACUUUCUAACCGCGACCGAAGACUGGCACGAAACUCAAAGGAUAGAUACAGUCGGAACUUUUUACGGCUGGAUGACGAUAUUCCUCUCACCAAUAUCCAAGCGGAGAAUAGGCAAGCCAUAGACUCGGGGCAGUCUAAUGUUAUUACAGUAAUAAGGGAAUGGGACAUUGAUAGAUCCGGUCCGAGUGAAACGGACACGGCUCACGGAAGUGCCCAAAAUCUUUGGUCAACUAGGUCAUCAACAUAAGGUGUGAUAGAAAAGCUCGUUUGAAAGAGGCUCAGGAAAUGACCGGAAUAUCAGGGGGUCGGGGGGUAAAGCGCCACGUUUUGUCGGUUAUAUCAUACCGCAUAGUGCAUAAAACGUGCAUAAAUAGUUAUCAACUCCUCCCGACAGUCUGCAUUAGGUCAGGUACCUAAGUAUCUUUAACAUUACUUAGCGCGGGCCGGCACAGCCAAUCUAAUAACUCCGGUAAACCCGAUAUGGUAACCCCCUAUUAUUAGACCAGUGGCCAGAAAUAAACACAACCGAAU